UGCGCGGCACGAGAGUUUUUCCGCCACCCCUUACCCCUCACACCCUGCUCUCGGCAGUGGCUUCGUUCGUUCUCUGAAAUAGCUGCGUUAUUUGUCUGAUCGCUCGCCUAGUUUCCCAGGGCUCUUCGCUUGUGCGCACGGGGGAGGGGAAGGAGAGCGGCACGUGACCGAGAACAACGGCCCCGGUUGGCCGCCGAGUGAGCAGGGCGGUUGGUUGGUUCCGGCGCGGACCGGUUAAGGCUGGUUUUCCCUGCGCAAGCGCAGCCCAUCCUCCCGGUGCGAGAGCAGGGCGAUGGCGGCGGGAGGAAGCCCCGGAGCAGGCCUGGCCGGGAUGGUGCAGGUCGACGAGUCGCGCGGGGAGGCUCAAGCCACGCCCGGAACGAGCCCUGGGCCCGCCGCCGCCCCCCCCAGCGAGUCGCCCCCGGCGAGACCCGACCCCACGGGCCCGGAAACCGACCCCGAAAGCGACGCCGGAGCUGCGGGAAACGGGGCAGCGCGGCGCUUUCUCUGCGGCGUGGUGGAAGGAUUUUAUGGAAGGCCUUGGGUUAUGGAACAGAGGAAGGAACUUUUCAGAAGGCUUCAGAAAUGGGGGCUAAAUACAUAUCUUUAUGCACCAAAAGAUGAUUACAAGCACAGGAUGUUUUGGCGAGAAAUGUACUCUGUAGAGGAAGCUGAGCAGCUCAUGACUUUGAUCGCAGCAGCUCAAGAAUAUGAGAUAGAGUUCAUCUAUGCCAUCUCUCCUGGACUUGAUAUCACCUUUUCAAAUCCCAAAGAAGUAUCCACACUGAAACGCAAGCUGGACCAGGUUUCUCAGUUUGGUUGCAGAUCUUUUGCACUGUUGUUUGAUGAUAUUGAUCACAACAUGUGUGCAGCAGACAAAGAAGUAUUCAGUUCCUUUGCUCAUGCCCAAGUCUCAAUCACAAAUGAAAUCUACCAGUAUCUAGGAGAACCAGAAACAUUCCUAUUCUGUCCCACAGAAUAUUGUGGUACUUUCUGCUAUCCAAAUGUAGCUCAGUCUCCUUAUUUACGAACAGUGGGAGAAAAGCUCUUACCUGGAAUUGAAGUAUUAUGGACAGGUCCCAAAGUGGUAUCUAAAGACAUUCCAGUGGAGUCCAUUGAAGAAGUUUCAAAGAUAAUUCGUAGAGCUCCAGUCAUCUGGGACAACAUCCAUGCGAAUGACUAUGAUCAGAAGAGACUGUUUCUUGGGCCAUAUAAAGGUCGAUCAACAGAGCUCAUUCCACGCUUAAAAGGAGUCCUGACUAAUCCAAACUGUGAAUUUGAAGCCAACUUUGUUGCUAUUCACACUCUCGCGACUUGGUAUAAAUCCAACAUGAAUGGAGUGAGGAAAGAUGUUGUGAUGACUGAUACUGAAGACAGCACAGUUUCAAUCCAGAUUAAACUGGAGAAUGAAGGGAGUGAUGAAGAUAUUGAAACAGAUGUCCUCUAUAGCCCACAAAUGGCCUUGAAGUUGUCAUUAACAGAGUGGCUUCAAGAAUUUGCAGUACCUCAUCAGUACAGCAGUAGGCAAGUGGCCCACAGUGGGGCUAAAACAAAUGUUGUGGAUGUACCUCUGGUUGCACCAUCUGCUUUGAGUUCUACCACCGUGGUUACUACAGUUUACCAAGAGCCUAUAAUGAGCCAAGGAACUACACUGAGUGGCGAGUCACCAGCUCUGGUCAAAGAAGAGGAGGAGGAGGAGAAGAAGCAGCUGGAUGAAGAGCCAAUGGACAUGGUAGUGGAAAAACAAGAGGAUACUGAUAAGAAUAUCAAUCAAAUAUUAACUGAUAUUGCUGAAGCAAAAAUGUCAGAGGAGUUGAAGCCAAUGGAUACUGAUAAAGAGAGCAUAACUGAAUCAAAAUCUCCAGAGAUGUCCAUGCAGGAUGAUUGUGGUAGUGAUAUUGCUCCUAUGCAGACAGAUGAGCAAACUAACAAGGAACAGUUUGUGCCUGGUCCCCAUGAGAAGCCUUUGUAUGCGGUAGAGCCAGUGACUCUAGAAGACCUGCAGUUACUUGCAGACUUGUUCUACCUCCCAUAUGAACAUGGACCCAAAGGGGCGCAAAUGUUACGUGAGUUUCAGUGGCUCAGAGCAAAUAGCAGUGUUGUCAGUGUGAAUUGCAAAGGCAAAGAUUCUGAAAAGAUUGAAGAAUGGCGUGCUCGUGCUGCCAAAUUUGAAGAGAUGUGUAGCUUGGUGAUGGGCAUGUUCACUCGUCUUUCCAACUGCGCCAACCGGACAAUCCUCUAUGACAUGUACUCGUAUGUCUGGGAUAUCAAGAGCAUCAUGUCAAUGGUGAAAUCUUUUGUGCAGUGGCUAGGGUGUCGUAGUCAAUCUUCAGCACAGUUCUUAAGUGGAGACCAAGAACCCUGGGCCUUUAGAGGUGGUCUAGCAGGAGAGUUCCAGCGUUUGCUGCCUAUUGAAGGAGCAAAUGACCUCUUUUUUCAGCCACCACCUCUGACUCCAACUUCCAAAGUCUAUACCAUCAGACCCUACUUUGCUAAAGAUGAGGCAUCUGUGUACAAGAUCUGCAGAGAAAUGUAUGAUGAUGAAACCGACCAGCCUUUCCAUAGUCAGCCAGAUCUAAUUGGAGACAAGCUGGUCGGCGGCUUGCUCUCCCUGAGCCCAGAUUACUGCUUUGUCCUGGAAGAUGAAGAUGGUAUCUGUGGCUAUGCACUGGGAACGGUUGAUGUAACUCCUUUCAUUAAGAAAUGCAAAAUUGCCUGGAUUCCUUUCAUGCAGGAGAAAUACAGCAAGCCAAGUAGUGACAAGGAGCUAUCGGAGGCAGAGAAAAUCAUGCUGAGCUUCCACGAGGAGCAGGAAGUGCUGCCGGAAACAUUCCUUGCCAACUUCCCAUCACUCAUCAAGAUUGACAUUCAUAAAAAGGUGACUGAUCCAAGUGUGGCUAAAAGCAUGAUGGCCUGCCUGCUCUCCUCUCUCAAGGCAAACGGUUCCCGUGGGGCUUUCUGUGAAGUGAGACCAGAUGAUAGAAGAAUCCUCGAAUUUUACAGCAAACUUGGGUGCUUUGAAAUAGCAAAGAUGGAAGGAUUUCCAAAGGAUGUUGUUAUCCUUGGACGAAGCUUAUAAGGAGGUUUUUGGAAAACCUUUGAAACGGUAGUUCCCUUACUGCUGGAGAGUGGUGAGCUUGAGGUUUAUCUUAUUGUCUGUCCAUACAAAGGCAGCAGUCAGCUGGCCUGACAGAAGGAGCUAUGUGAAAAUUCACUCAUUACCCUCUCUGAGGUGCUGCUCAAAAGACUGUUUAGAAAAACCGUACUGGUCAUCCUCAUUUCCUGGUCUUAAGCAAAGUGCCAAGGAAUACUGUGUAUUAUGUAGCCUCGGGAACAGAUUCACAUGAAUUCUCAGAGGUGCUGGUGCCAGUUCCAUGCAUCCACCUCUGUAAAAACAGAAUGGCUAUCUCCUCCAGAAAGUCCUGAAUAUGAAAUACUUCCUUCUCCCAUGUCCUGACGUGGGAUGAGGUAAGUGAAAGUGGGAUCUCCUGUUACAGAGGAAAGGAGACUGCCUGAGUCAGUCAACUAAUUGAAAGAUCGACUGCAGUCCAUUCUGGGCUUUGUCAACUGUUAUGUUUGCUGAUGGGGAAUGAAUGACCAAACACCUCUAAAGAAUCUUGGCUAAGCGUUGUGCUUUGUAGGGAUAAACUGUGCAUUUGUCUGUGGCAGAGUCACUCAGUGGCAGAAGUGUAAAUUUCAGUGUGUAAAUAUAUAUAAACUCGCUGUAUGCUGACACUUUGUGUUUAAUUGUUUUGUAAUAUUUUGCUUUCCAAAGCAAAGCGGUAUUGUUCUGAGGCAGCACUUUUGAAUAAUGUCAAACCACAAGAGGCUGAAGCCAACUUCACCACUGGCCUUUUCUGCUGUGCCUCAUGCCCUUCGCUAGAACUGUUGCUUUGGAAAAAGAAGUGCUGACCUAGAAGGGUCAUUCCUUUAGAGGACAAGUUCUCAAAAGGUGCAGUAGAUGCCUUUUCCCUACUCCUCCUACUGGAGAGGAAAAUGCUGGUCAGAGGGCAGUCCAGAGAGAUCAUUAAUGCCACUUGCAAGCCAGCCAGUUGCCCACCCAAAGUGGCGGGAUGGAAGUGGGGGGCAGACUGCAGGUUGCAGCUCUCCUCCCCUCCAGUGUCCUGUCAUUCUGACUAAAUCAGGGUCUGUAAGUCAUGCACGUUUGUGACUUUUUGUGUACAAAAAAUAAGCACAUUUUACAAAUUAUUUGAGUGGUUACUUAAUUUUAAUAUUACUGCUUGUUCUAAGCAUUUAUAACAUUUUCCAAAAUCUAACAGGUCUGCAUGGCUAUGAAUUGUAGUAAAGAGGUAGCUGUGCCAUUUGGGAGAAUUCUAACUGUUCCCUUUAAUCCCUUGAUCCCAAGGGGCAAUCAGCCAAUUUGGCUCCUCAUUUUCCCCCAUCUACUGCAAUCAACUGUUUUUGUUUCCUUUUGAAAAAAUUCCUUUUCAGGAAAGAUGGAAAUUAGGUUUAUUAUUUUAAAUCUGUGUAGGCUUUGAAAAAGUUGUAUACGCUUUUUCAAAUAGCAUUUGGCUGCUGAAAUGUAGUAUGCAACCUCUCCUGAGAAGCUGACAUUUGACCUUUUGUUAUAGUUACACUCACAGGUUUUUGAUUUUCACUAUGUGAAUGAUUUUAAUAGCAAAGCAUUCAAGCUGCAGCAGAUGCAUUAAGGAGUGAACGGCGAUUGUGGAUCUUACAAAAGCCAGCUUGAAAUUACACAAGGUCUCUAUGGCGUUGAGUGUAUGCAAAGCAACUUGCCACUUGGUUUCCUUUUAAUUAAUGCCGGGGGGGUGGGGGUGUCUGGAUUUACAGCUUUAUACAUUUGGGGGGAGGGGGGUCUUGGUUUUUAUACAGUUGACACUCUCUCAUGACUUUAUCACUGUUUUAAGUUUAAUUGUGUGAUAGUCUUGGAAGUCUUGUCAGUCCCUUGCUCUGGGGUUGUAAAGCAAUGCAUUGACACUGCUUUCAUGGUUAUCAGUUUUCACUGUGUACGGUUGGAAUGCCACUUUCAUGACUGUCUUUAAACCUACUGUAUCUGUAGCAGAACACCAGGCUGUGUAAAAAUUGUAUUUGAAGACCAUGUGAGAAUAGAAUAAAUUGCAAAGUGAAUGUAAAAA
Messenger RNA from Hemicordylus capensis (graceful crag lizard), 5117 nucleotides. It is a transcript of the gene OGA, whose product is annotated as O-GlcNAcase. The transcript is spliced from 16 exons. NCBI's taxonomy places the organism in Eukaryota, Metazoa, Chordata, Lepidosauria, Squamata, Cordylidae. Bases 293 to 3079 code for a protein of 928 amino acids. Gene Ontology annotation, molecular function: beta-N-acetylglucosaminidase activity. Gene Ontology annotation, biological process: glycoprotein metabolic process. The record is from RefSeq and is a predicted model, not a curated record.